GAACCCUGCACUGCUGAGCUUGCGAGAAUGAUGGGCGUGAGGUUGCAUCGGUAUAUCUAACUUGUUGUUCUUGCUACCAUGAAUAUAGAGAGAGUGUGAAAGAAUAGAAAGCCGCUACAACAGAAACCACGACCGCAGCGCAAAAAUGUCAACUUCAUCAUCCAUCAACGCCCUGCGAAGGCUCGCAAACAGUAACAACAACGCCGCCGCCUCCUCCUCCAGCAGCAACAAUAACAACAGCAACAGCAGCAGCAACAACAACAACAACAACAACAACAACAUGCCCCCCGCAGCCGCCUCGUCUUCCUCGCCUUCAGCACAGCCUCGCUGGUUCGCACAGACAGCCUCGUCGCCCUCCGUCUCCUCCACCACGGCCGCAGCCUCACCCGCGCUGCAGCCGACGCUGCCGUCCGCCGAGACGCAGCGCCACGUGGCCGAGGCCCGCGCCGCAGUCGUCGCCUCGAUGGGCAACAUGCUGGACUCGGAGCUGCAGUCGCGCGCGGGCAUCCUGCACGAGAACGCGGCGGCGCUGGAGAAGCAGGAGCGGGACGUGCUGCGCGCGACGGAGGGGCUGCGGAGGGAGACGCAGAAGCUCAAGGCCGAGGCGGACAAGGCUGCGCGCAGGGUCAAGGAGCUGGGCAAUGUGCAGAACUGGGCCGAGGUGCUGGAGAGGGGGUUUCUGGUGCUGGAGGAGACGGUGCGGCUGGCGAAUGGGGGCGAGGAUGACGAUGACGAGGGCAGCGAGGGCAGCUGCAGCUGCAGCGAGUGCGGGAGGGGCUCUGGAGGAGGCAGCGACGGAGAGGAUGAAGGCCCGGAUGGUCGUGAUGGUGGCGAUGGUGUUGGGGCGAGGAUGGACGUGGACACCAUGUCGGAUGCCAGUCGGAGCCUGAUGGAGCUGGACUCGAGCACCGGCACGGGCCGGGCAAAGGGGUCGGAGACGGCCUCGAUAUCGACAGGGUGAUGUGAUGCUGCUCUGUUCUUGUGCUUGGCGACUUAUUCGAUUCGACGACAAGUGAUUUUGUUUUUUGUGUCAUACGAGAAGCUAUUCCGAAAUGGCUGGAUUUGGAAAUUGCCGGGUAUCAGGUGGCUGUCGUGUAGAACAAAGGGACUCUCCAUAUGCAGCCAAGUCCUGUAUAAGCACUUGUUUUAUAGGGUUGUGAACGGUAAGACUUGAGCUUAAACAAGCGUAUGUAGAAGGUGGAUGUUUUCUUUUUUUCCAAAUAGU
Molecule: messenger RNA, 1225 nt
Organism: Trichoderma asperellum CBS 433.97
Lineage: Eukaryota; Fungi; Ascomycota; Sordariomycetes; Hypocreales; Hypocreaceae
Biological process (GO): endosomal transport
Cellular component (GO): BLOC-1 complex
Source: RefSeq, a predicted model, not a curated record